UUCAUAAUUUAUUAUUAAUUUAUUACACGAUCAAACACUCAUAGGCUAUCUAGAUAUUAUCAUUAAAUAUUUAGAUUUUUUUAAUCCUCGCAACUGGCAGCACUAGCUGUCGGUAUCCGUAAUCCGCCAUCUUGUUGCAGGUCGUGAGCUGCAGCUGUUUGCGUUCUGACAUUAUUUAUAUUGUGUGUGUGAAUUUUUAAAAUAUAAAUUGGUGAUUUUGCCAAAAGCGGCCAGUAAAUGAACAGCAACAGCAACAAACACGAUGGCUCUCAGUCAGCCAGAUCUUCACAUGCAACACCAGCUACUAAUGGCACAAGAAAUGUUACCAAUAACAAAAAACCAGAUACAUGUAGAGAUUACAUGUGGGGAAAAUGUACUAAAGGUAGUUCCUGUAGAUUUAGACAUGAAUUGGAUUUUGAGAAAUUAAAAAAAACUGUCAAGUUCUGUCAUGACUAUCAAAACAGAGCUCCGUGCACCAGGGAAGUUUGUACAUUUAUCCAUGCAACUAAGGAUGAAGAGACAUUAUUUUUAACUACGGGUAAACUGCCUAAGGUUCUAGCAGAGAGACAUGCUAAUAUGUCUUCGGGUGAAACAAUACCACAGAUUGCUAUGUAUAUCCAAGAGUCUUUAGCUGGACCACCACCGCCACCACCACCCCCACAACCAGAACCACAGCCAUCUUCUUCUGUUAAUGGACCCCAACUAACAUAUAAUAUGGGACAAAUGGCUCCACCAAUGCAGCCGGGAAUGGGUAUGGGGUCUAUGCACAUCAGACCGAUAAAUAUGGGGCCAAUUCCACCACAAAUGAUGUCAAUGCCGGGACCUUCUAUGGUUGCUCCACCACCUCCAUCAAUUCCAAUGCAACAUUUACCUCCUCCUCCACCUCCACCUCCACCCCCAACUCAGAGCUCUACAAGCUCUUCACUGUCGACACCUCCAGUAUAUACAGCACCUCCGCCACCAACUAUGAGGGUUUCGCUAAAUCAAGAGCUACCACGACCUGCGACUCCAAAACUAAAUAUGGACAGGUUUGAUCCAAGUAAGCCACCUCCACCCUUCAUACCAAAUACAAGUUUAAAGCGUCCUUCCGUUAGUGAUAAUAUGAAAGCCGGUCCCAGCAAAAUCAGAAAGGAAGAGGAAGCUUUAGUCGAAGACGUGGCGUGCGAUCCGUGUCGUCAGCGACAAAUAAGAAUCGACGUUUAUCGAAAGGAAUCAGAAAAGAUGUAUGCUCGUGUUGAUUUUCAAAAAUUAAUGUACAAAAAGAAAUAUGAGGAAUAUCAACGUAAGGAGGAGAUAUUAAAAAUCCUAUUAAACCCUGAAAUAUAUAAAAUUAUUGAGGAUUUGUUGUUGAAUGAGGAGAGCCCGCAAGUACAAGAAUCGGACAAUCACAAUGCUAUUGGCGACUUAACACCUCCAAGAACAGUAGAAUCUCUAGGUACAUUGAUGACUAGGCCUAAUAAUGUAAAUAAUUCAAUUCAAAACUCUUUAUUAUUUGCGGAACAUUUACGUGACGGUAACAAAAAAAGGGAUGCCCAAUCUGAAUAUAACCAUAAUAACACAAACCGUCAAGAAACACAAGUAUCAUAUAGCCAAAGUUUAUCAGUUCCUACAACAAGCAAAACUCAAAGUUCGAAUCCUGGUAAAAAUGUUCCGACCACAGCUUCACCCUCAUACUUCUAUUAUAAUAUGCCGCCGCCUAUAACGAGACCGUUCAUGACGCCAUCGACUUCUAUGGCUCCAACUGCAGGCACUUCAUUGAUGGCAUACCAACAUAAUGGAAUGCAGGGACCUUCACAGGCUAUGACAAAGCCGUCAACGUCUGCUCCGCCUGCACCAUCCAAGCCAAACAAUCAAUCAAAUCAAAAAUCGGCUCCAUACCCUCCGCCGACGUCUUAUUAUAAUUCUUAUCAAUAGCAUUGGGAUAUUGUUGGAUGCAUAUGCACGGUGGGCGGGAGCUAGCGUCGUUGACAGGUGUAAAUAUAUGAACGUUAAUUUAAGAUUAAGCUAAUUUUAAGACGAAAACUGAACUUGACAUGUUGCAAUGUGAUACAAUCUGAAUUUUAAAAGACUAUGAGUGUGUUGACGUGUACUACGGAUUUGUAUCAAAAUCCAUGCUGUAUAAAUAUAUAUAAUAGUUUUUAAAAGUAUUUGAUUACAGGAUAUGCUUUUAUAAUGUGACAUUUAGACUAGUAAAUUAUCUUUACAAUAUGUUUUUUUAUGAAUUACAAUUUAAUUAUUUGAAUGUGUCCUUGUAUUUAAUUAAUUCAAUUUCUUUUUAACAAUAUUAAAGAUCUAAUAUUCCUAUUCAACUCCAUCGUGCGUUUACGGUUCCGAUUCAAGUGUAUAUACGAGGGUGGUCCGAUAAGAACUAAGCCUACAAAAAAUAUAAUUUUCUUGGAAAACUGGGGAUUUAUUUCUCAACAUAAUCUUCUUUGAGUUCGAUAUACUCGACCCACGGCACCUGGGCGUGGCUCAUAAAAAACCGAUGUAUAACUCGUUAAACCAAUUUUUGACGGUCGCCAUCGAAGGAGAAUAGUCAUCGUAGUCUCUUUGAUUUAGCUGCGCGAUUUCCCUUCCAAAAACAAUAAUCGUAUCACCGACCGAUAUUGCUCAUUUUCCAUAUUUCUGAAAUCUGCAGACACGCUUGCUUACACACACGGUCAAAAGAUAACUACGCGUCCGAUUCGGCUGAAAUAUUUACAGUCUACGAGAAUGUUCUAAGAGAUAAAAAAAUGGUCUUGCGAUAGUGGUGCUAUUGGGCAGUGAGGCUAAGUACUUAUCGGACCGCCCUCUUAUGUCACUGUAUAGUAUGUAUAAUAUAACAUAUAUUAUUAUUCACAAUUCACAUAUAGUUUUUGUAUCGCUAUGUCGCGCCUACUUCGCAAUAAAUAGAAAUACAAGAGUUUAUACAGGAAUAUCUCCUCAAGUGCCUUGAAACAAAGUGCGGUGUAAGCAAAAGCAAUUCGUUUUGAUUUUUCUUGCAUAAAAUAAGUUUAGGAUAUAUUACCAUUAAUAAGGAUAUCACAAUUAAAAUUUUCUUAUGAAUUUGUGAUUUAAUAUAAUUAUGAUAGCCUUAAUAUGGCCGCAUUCCAUAGAGCCGACAUUCAUGUAGUAUUCAUAUAAAAGUCACAAGCGCUAGGUAGAAUACAAUUACUUAAAUUAAUUAAUUAAUCAGAAUUUAUAAAAAUUAUGCCUCCACGAUAUAUUAUUUGCUGAUUAAAGGAUCAAAGAAAAACUUAAUUUCGGAUUUAUAAUAAUAAUAUUAUUCGUAAAUGUAUACUGUUUACCGGCUUUGUAAUUGGUGAAUACCGGACAAAUAUUUUUUUAAUGUAUGUGGAAUCUUGCCACAAAUAUAAAUUUUAAAUUAAACGCAACUAUAAAAUAAGAACUAGUCACGUCGUUUUAGUAUUGUAGUGUUCACUUUAUAUUUAAAACUUCAUUACAAUGGGCUAAUUUAAUUGAUAUUUAUUUAUACAGUGUUAUCAAAUCAAUUGACAAAAAUUAUCCAAAAUGUGUUUUUGAUUGUUGAAGAUCAUUUGACUUGUGUCUUGGUAAAACAUGAACAGUCAGAUAUUUUAAUAAAUUCUAAUAUCACCGUUAUUGUUAACUUUGUGUAAAUAUAAUAUUACGACUAAGUAUACGUAAUGUAAAUAAAAGGUAAAUGUAAUUUUGUAUGACUUGAGAAAUUAGUAGUAGUAAUUACCGGGUGUAAAUAGUUGCCCGAAAAAAUCGUUUGCGCUUUUCUUUUAAAUUUCCAUCGCUACUUUUUAAAUAUGGAAUACUUUCCUAGGUAAUUAAACCGGGUAUAGUUUUUACGAUUUACACCCGGUAUUUGAGAAACUCGCAUGUUAAUAAAAUAUUUUGUUAAGGCUGGUAA
Messenger RNA from Pieris napi, 3877 nucleotides. Its product is annotated as verprolin-like. Gene Ontology annotation, molecular function: metal ion binding. Bases 238 to 1914 code for a protein of 558 amino acids. The record is from RefSeq and is a predicted model, not a curated record. NCBI's taxonomy places the organism in Eukaryota, Metazoa, Arthropoda, Insecta, Lepidoptera, Pieridae. The transcript has 11 exons.